Culex quinquefasciatus (southern house mosquito) is the source of this 836-nucleotide messenger RNA. Its product is annotated as glutathione S-transferase 1. Bases 91 to 750 code for a protein of 219 amino acids. The transcript has 3 exons. Gene Ontology annotation, molecular function: glutathione transferase activity. NCBI's taxonomy places the organism in Eukaryota, Metazoa, Arthropoda, Insecta, Diptera, Culicidae. Gene Ontology annotation, biological process: glutathione metabolic process. The record is from RefSeq and is a predicted model, not a curated record.
UACUUUAAGCAAUGAACCGAGAGUUGAAAUCAUUAGUGCUACACUGUCGUCGCUCUGCUACGGACGUUACCCGACCUGUGUUCGAAAACCAUGGUGAACCCGAUUCUCUACACCCUGCACCUGAGUCCUCCGUGCCGAGCGGUUGAACUAACCGCCAAGGCGUUGGGACUCCACCUUGAUCAACGAGUGGUCAACCUGAUGGCUGGAGAUCACCUGAAGCCGGAGUAUUUGAAGAUGAACCCUCGUCACACCGUCCCGGUUCUGGACGACAAUGGUACCAUUGUGUACGAAAGUCACGCCAUUAUGAUCUAUCUGGUGUCAAAGUACGGCAAGGACGAUAGUCUGUACCCCAAGGAUCUCGCCAAGCAGUCGAAGGUCAACGCAGCGUUGUUCUUCGAGUCGGGAGUUCUGUUCGCUCGCAUGCGAACGAUUACGUAUCCGAUCUUCCUGGAAGGUUGCCGCGAGAUUCCAUCGGCGAAGGCAGAAGAUGUUCGCAAGGCUUACCAACUGCUUGAGGAUACCCUCGUGGAGAGCUAUGUCGCUGGAAGUUCGCUUACGAUUGGUGACUUUAGCUGCAUAUCGACCAUUUCUUCGGCUAUGGGCUUCAUUCCGAUCGAUCGGACCAAGUUUCCGAGGAUCCACGGAUGGAUCAACCGGCUGAAGGAACUACCGUAUUACGAGGAGGCCAACGGUGGCGGUGCUACGCAGCUAUCGACGGAAGUGCUGAAGUUGCUCGAGAAGAGGAAUUGAUACCUUAGGGAUAGUGAAUUGCAAAUAGUGUACGCAAAUAAACAAUAUUAGGAGUACACUUGAGUGGUGGAUGACUCGCAGUAAAA